AUGGAUUUCGAGGAAGUUCGGCAGAAGGUGCAAUCGUUGCUUCCAGCCGAGCAAGGAUUCGAGGUUUACCCCUUCAGAAUUGGCGCCUACAAUGCUUCGGUCACCAAAGAGUUUUACUUGUCCUACGAUUCGGAUUCACUCGGACUUCUUGUGCUCUCGACUCCGAACAUGUUUGACGUGGCUUUCAAAGAAUGGAUCUCCGAACAAGCGACAAAAAGUGAAACACUCGAGUCAUUGACAGAAGAUGUAAAGAAUCCAAUCGCCGAUUUCCUUAACCAUCGAUUGAAAACCGUUGAAGAUCAAUUGAAUGGACAAAGCUAUGAAGUCUUUCACGAUCAUUCCAUGUGGCCAAAUAGACGUCCAAAAAUCGUGAUGUGCACGUGUGGACACGUGGCUGGAGCCGCUUACUAUUAUCAGCCAAAGACUUUUGCGUCGGAAAUUUGGCCAUCAGCGCAGGAAAUGGCACCGAAUUGCAAAUUCAUCGGUCUCUCACUUCAUCCAAUCUAUGGAGGCCACUUUGCUUUUCGAUUUGCGAUUCUUUUCAAGGAAAUUAAGGUUCCAAAUGAUUUUGUUGAGCCAAAACCGCAAAUGAUUACACUGACGGACGAGGAAGCUCGUGAAGCUCUGGAUUUGUUCAAUUAUCACUGGAUGGAUUCACGAUUCCGAGAUGUCGGUUCACCUGAAAAACGCUAUUCCAAGUUGCAGAUGAACUAUUUUGGGACGCCACCAGCUGAUCGUUGGAAAAUUAUCAAACACUGGUUUAAUUUU
This is a messenger RNA of Mesorhabditis belari, 768 nucleotides long. Lineage: Eukaryota; Metazoa; Nematoda; Chromadorea; Rhabditida; Rhabditidae. The record is from the annotation of a GenBank genome assembly.